AUGGAAGAAGAAGAAGCAAAACUAGAAACUCUUGAGGACAUUCGUCUGUGUUCGGAUGACGAAUCAUUUGGUAAUAAUAAUAAUUUCAUCGAGUUGAAAUCUUGUCCACUUUCCAGAAGUUGUUCCCUCAGUCGUUAUGACAACAUCGUGGGAUUUUGCAAAGGGGUAGUCUGUCGGCCUUUUGAUGGUCAUUAUUCCUCCAUUAAUGAUUAUGUUCUAUGGAACCCUUCCAUUCAUCGAACUCUUGGACUUCCAGAACCUAAUAUUGCUCGAGGGAUUCCAUAUUAUGAAGUUGAGAACUCCCAUGGAUUUGGUUACGAUCCUUCUAGUAAUGAUUUUAAGCUGGUCAGACUUGUAUAUCUGAAAAGGCAUUACAACGAAGCUCAACCGCUGGUUGAGAUCUACACUCUUAACUCUGGCUGCUGGCGUACCAUUGCUUCCCCUCCUCAAUCAUAUAUUGUCAAGAAUAAUCGCUUAUCCACUUUUGUAAAUGAGGCAUCGCACUGGCUCGCGCACACUCCACCCAAUGCUGCGGCGGGCACCACCUUCCGAAAUGUCAUACUUGCAUUUGAUAUGGGUAAAGAGGUUUUUCACGAGAUUGAAGUGCCCAGCUGCUUUGUUGGGGACUCUCAUUUGAACAUGGCUGUUGGGGUCCGUGACGGAUUACUUUGUCUAGUCCCGCGUAAUUCUCAUCCAUGUGGGAAACUGCAUUUUUCUGUAUGGAUCAUGAAAGACUAUGGUAUUGGAGAAUCAUGGAGUAAGCUAUUCGAUAUUGACAUUAGUCAAGGACUUCUGACGGUUGUAGCCUUCAGGAAGAACGGGGAAGUUCUAAUUACCGUCGAAGAUGGGGAGCUUCAUUCUUACAAACCGAACACGCAACAAGUAACUCAUCUGGGAUUCCAUGGAUCUUCAUCCGGGAGCACGGACAUAUAUUAUGGAGAGAGGGCCUUUUUUCAUGGAGGCAUAGUCUGAGAGCCUCGUUCUACUAAACGUGCCAAAUGGAGUCUCGACACGAAAGGAAGAAAAGGACUAGGCCCUAAACUACAGGAUUGGCAGCCAGGGACCGAAAGAACGGAAUUUGAGAAUGCCCUUGGAUUGGAGACUUUGAAGAUAUUGUGGAGAUAUCUUAGGUGCACGCUGGGCUUAAGGUUGCUAAGAUCCACUUGUAUAAACUACAAGUUUUAUAGUUUGAUAAAAAAGACUUUGUUGUUGAGGAAAUGUAGGAGGAUUGGAAUUUGCAUGUACUUGUUGGAGUUAUGAACAUAUCUAAAGAUUUCUCUAUGUGGUUGAAGAAUCAAGAUUAGGCUGUCCAAAACAGAACUUUGAUGCAUGUAUUACAAACCAACUCCAGUCAAUUAUACCUA
Messenger RNA from Carya illinoinensis, 1364 nucleotides. RefSeq names its product F-box/kelch-repeat protein At3g23880-like. The record is from RefSeq and is a predicted model, not a curated record. Bases 1 to 972 code for a protein of 323 amino acids. Lineage: Eukaryota; Viridiplantae; Streptophyta; Magnoliopsida; Fagales; Juglandaceae. The transcript is spliced from 4 exons.